Olea europaea var. sylvestris is the source of this 1378-nucleotide messenger RNA. RefSeq lists its product as uncharacterized. The transcript has a single exon. The coding region runs from base 131 to 1360 and encodes 409 amino acids. NCBI's taxonomy places the organism in Eukaryota, Viridiplantae, Streptophyta, Magnoliopsida, Lamiales, Oleaceae. The record is from RefSeq and is a predicted model, not a curated record. Gene Ontology annotation, cellular component: endoplasmic reticulum.
GUUGAGGUGUGGCGGGUUAAUUAUAAUACCUGAUUUAUAAUUAAUUAAACUUUGCACCUGAUUGUUGAAAAGUGAUUUUUAAACCAUCUGGUAUUGAUUUCCACUUUAGAAAAGGAUAAAUUUUUGGAAAAUGGGCUCAAACUUCCAGUUCUCUUCUAUUGGAUUCUUCAGCAAGGCACCUUCCAAAUAUAACACCGAAAGCAAUCCUACACUGAUAUCAAAUCAAACCCUCAGUGGCAAUAUAUCGCAGAUCCUACAGCAUCGUAAUAACAGAAUAAUGUUCAAUCCAAUCCUAGUAUUUCUCGUCUUCAUUGUCUUAGUAUGUCCCACUUCUUGCCGGAAGCACCACGUCAUCAACUUCCGGUGGCAUAAUCUCUAUCCGGAAUCCUUCAUAUGGGAUCCACAGUCGGAGCACUUUGUACUCGGAUCCCUCCGACAGCGGACCCUACUCUCCGUCUCCGACGCCGGCGUCACCUCCUAUCUCCUAUCCGAUACGUCCCUCCCGCCCAACUCGUCCUUCCUCGGUCUCGCCCUGGAUCGACGCCACCACCGCAUCCUCGCCGUCGUCCAUCGCUUUUCCACACCUACAACCCCUGCUUUCAACGCCCUAGCCUCCUACCACCUCUCCACCUUUCACCAACUCUUCCUCACUCCCCUACCCCCUACCCCCCUUCACUCGACCGUCGUCGCAAACGACGUCGCAGUUGACUUCUCCGGCAACGCUUACGUCACCGACUCGGCCAACGACGUCAUCUACAAACUCAACAUCGAAGGACAGGCCUCAAUUCUGUCAAAAUCCCAAGCCUUCAAAUUCCAUCCCGUGGACCGCAACGUACCCUAUCACAACUGCGGGUUAAACGGCGUCGUUCACAACUCCAAGGGCUAUUUACUAGUCAUCCAGUCAAACACGGGAAAACUGUUCAAAGUAAACGAUGACGACGGAACGGCGAGGGAGGUGAUUCUUAACAGAGACUUAACAGCGGCAGAUGGGAUCGCCGUUAGAAGUGACGGCGUUGUGGUGGUGGUAUCACAAUAUAAACUGUAUUUCAUCAAGAGUGAUGACAACUGGAGUGAAGGAGUGGUGUUCGACGAAACUGCCCUUGAAGAAGAAAGGCAGGCUAGUGCUGUGGUCGUGGGUGCAAAUGACAGGGUUUAUGCGUUAUAUGGGCAUGUAGACGAGGGCGUGAUGGGGAAUACAGAAAGAGAAGAGUUUAGUAUAGUUGAAGUAGAAUCAGAAAAUGAGAGUAAAGGAGAGAAUGUUUGGAUAUUUGUGUUGAUUGGUUUGGGGUUGGUUUAUUUCUUGUUUUGGAGAUUUCAAAUGAGGCAGUUGGUGCAAAAUAUGAACAAGAAAACUGCCUGAAAUUUUUCUCUUUUUCAA